AUGUUUAUUGCUCAAAUAAACUAUCCAAAACAUUUCAGAAGUCAUGAAUUCAUCAUAUGCAUUACAAGUAAAUGCAACUUGGAUGCUAUAGAUAAUUAUUCAAUAUUAUCAAACGUUAUUUAUCUUGAUUUAUGAGAAAAAAAGUUAAUUAAACCUCAUUAUAAAGACAACGCCAAUUUUUGACCGUUUUAUCAGUUUAGAAUUCGAAAUAAUAAACUUAAACAUAAACUUCGCUAA
This is a messenger RNA of Blepharisma stoltei, 237 nucleotides long. NCBI's taxonomy places the organism in Eukaryota, Ciliophora, Heterotrichea, Heterotrichida, Blepharismidae. The record is from the annotation of a GenBank genome assembly.